AUCGCGGAUUCUUUCUUUCGGGAAAGCACUAUAAUAGUAAUAGUAAUAAUAAUAAAUAAUAAUACUGCUCUUGCGCGCACGCACGCACAUAUGCAUGCACGUACAUUCGUACACACGAAUAACACGGUCCAUUAUCUAUAACAUAGUAUUGUCCCACGUUUCUUUUAUUUUGUUUUCGUUCGGUUUACGAUUUUUUCCCGUGCGGUACGGUCGCUGCAACCGCGUGAGAACCGAUCGUCAUCGUCAACUCAUUAACGUAACAUGGGUAUCGUCGCGCAACGGCGACAACAGCACGCACACCGCAGCGGACCGUAGACGGUAGAACGCGUACGCACCGCCUCGUCGUUCUUGUCGCACUCUGCACGCCCGUCGUUGUCGCAGCAACUCGGCCGUUCGUACGUCGCCCGCCGCGCGCCAUCCGUCCCGCGUCGUCUCCGACUGGACAUGGUCCGUGGCCGACCGGUCGGCACUCACAGAUCCCGCCCGAUCGCGGUGUCCAGCGCCGUACCAGCCGCUCGCCAGCAGUGGUCAGCAGACCGUAGGUGAUCGUUUUUCUUUCCGCCACCGACAGAUCCAUCGACCAUGGCCUGUCUGAACGUAUUGAAACAAGAGAUCAAAGUGAUCGAGGCGACGUUCCCUAAGGACCACGACCGGUUCCAGGUGCACUUGGCCACUGUCGACGAGGUGAUAUGCAAGUUUGUCGGACCCACAGGUCGCCAGUUCGAGAUCAUUGGUAACAUCACGGAAACAUAUCCCAGUACUCCGCCUGUCUGGUUUGCAGACACUGACGAUAGUAAAGUGACCAAUGCCAUCGAAAAACUUGGUGAGACCACAGGUCACAAUAAUCAUGUAAUCAACCAAGUUGGAAUAUUGAUUAGUGAACUUUGCCGUACAUAUUGCUUAUCUGAACCGUCCGAGCUACAAAGACUGAUACAAAUGCCCUCCAGUUCUGGGGCAUCAACCUCUACCUCUUGUUCAAGUAAACUUACAGAUGAAGAAGAUGAUGAUGAUGAUGAAGAAGAAGAAGUUGAAGAGUAUAUUCAACUUGAAAUGGAAGAGCCUAUUCCAGAAUCUACUAAAAAACAAGUUGAUGACAUGGAAAUUCAACACUUGGAAACAUUGGAAAGAUUACGUCAGAAUCAGCGUCAGGAUUACUUAAAAGGAGCUGUAACAGGAUCUGUUCAAGCUACUGACCGUUUGAUGAAGGAGCUUAGAGAUAUAUACAGAUCAGAUAGUUUUAAAAAAGGAAUGUACAGUGUAGAACUUGUCUGUGACAGCAUUUAUGAGUGGAAUAUAAAACUUAUGACAGUUGAUCCAGAUUCUGCUCUAUAUCAUGAUUUACAAAAAUUGAAGGAGAAAGAAGGAAAAGACUUUGUGCUAUUAAAUAUAACAUUCAAAGAGACAUAUCCCUUUGAACCACCAUUUGUACGUGUAGUCCAUCCUAUUAUUCAAGGUGGCUAUGUCCUAGUUGGUGGAGCAAUUUGUAUGGAACUACUAACCAAACAGGGAUGGAGCUCAGCAUACACAGUAGAAGCAGUGAUUAUGCAAAUUGCAGCUACUUUGGUGAAAGGAAAAGCCAGGAUCCAAUUUGGUGUGCCAAAAACAAUGAACCAGGUAUCACAUGGGACAUAUGCAGUAGGUCAGUAUUCAUUAGCCAGAGCACAGCAAUCAUUUAAAUCUCUUGUGCAAAUACAUGAAAAAAAUGGUUGGUUUACCCCCCCUAAAGAAGAUGGUUAAGUUCUAAAAGCCUUUGCACUACCUGAAUUUUUCAUUCCUUAAAAAAUAAAUAUAUCAAAUUAUAUGUAUCAUUUGUAAAAAGAGUACGUAUUUCUCCUUUACAGUAUGAAUUGUACGUUAAUUAUUUUGCUAAGCUACUUUGUAUGAUUGUAGAAAAUAAAACUUUUAUACACAUCAAUUUGGUAAACUAAUUAUAUACAAGUUCAACUGUCCAGUCCUUCCGCCUGGACUUAAAAGUCCGUGACAUAAUUAAACUAUCACAAGUCAAACUUGUAUAGUUAUUGGUUUAAUUUGGUUGUAUUUUAAGUAUUGAUAUAUUUUUUUUUUUUGUAUUUAAAUUAAAUUUAAAGUUCAACUAUGUUCAUAUAUUUAUUUUACUGUGAUUACUUUUCAUGUUUUUAACAAGGAUUUUGAUUUUUUUUUUUUAUUUACCAAUAAAUGACAUGGAAUGUGUUACUGAA
Sipha flava (yellow sugarcane aphid) is the source of this 2198-nucleotide messenger RNA. Its product is annotated as ubiquitin-conjugating enzyme E2 Q2. Gene Ontology annotation, cellular component: nucleus. Gene Ontology annotation, molecular function: ubiquitin conjugating enzyme activity. Gene Ontology annotation, biological process: protein polyubiquitination. The record is from RefSeq and is a predicted model, not a curated record. The coding region runs from base 583 to 1737 and encodes 384 amino acids. The transcript has 7 exons. NCBI's taxonomy places the organism in Eukaryota, Metazoa, Arthropoda, Insecta, Hemiptera, Aphididae.